Leptopilina boulardi is the source of this 4612-nucleotide messenger RNA. It is a transcript of the gene Hakai, whose product is annotated as E3 ubiquitin-protein ligase Hakai. The transcript has 4 exons. The coding region runs from base 312 to 1661 and encodes 449 amino acids. Gene Ontology annotation, molecular function: ubiquitin protein ligase activity. NCBI's taxonomy places the organism in Eukaryota, Metazoa, Arthropoda, Insecta, Hymenoptera, Figitidae. The record is from RefSeq and is a predicted model, not a curated record. Gene Ontology annotation, biological process: protein ubiquitination; regulation of cell adhesion.
GAAGUGCCGUAAUGUUUGAAUGUGUGAGAACGCAAUCAAACAACAUUUGUGUCAUUUGGUGUUUUUAAUCUAUUUAUCAAAUUUUUUAUCAAAUGUAACUCGAUAAUUCAGAGUAGCAUUGAUUUAAAUAAACGAUUUAUUAUUAUAAUUCGUGCUAGAGUUUUUUUUUGUAUAUAUAUAAAUAACUAAAUAGGAAUGAUGCCGAGUUCAAUAAUCCUAACCUAUAAAAGUUAAUGUGUACAUAUUUAGGUUUUGAUUUACUUGAAAAAUAAUAAAUUUUUCGUUGUUGGUAAAUUGUUUCUUUUUCAAUAAUGGAUGAAAUUGGAAGUAAAAGAAUGAGGGGUAGAACUAGAGGUAGAGCCCGAGGAAGAGCUCGCGGGCGAGCCAGAGGACGAUCAAAAAAAGCGGUGAAGAUAAUUGAAAGUGAUGAGGAAGAUAUUAUACAAACUCAAGAGGAAACUCCAAUGGAGACAAAUGAACCUGAACAAGAACAACAGAAACCGCAGCAGCCGCAAAUCAAGCAGCAACAACCCCUACAACAACAACAACAACAACAACCUCCACAACAACUCAUACAUGACUCUCAAAUUCAUCAACCAAUUUCGGAGCAACAAUUUGAUUUGGAAGCUGAUAUUUCACAAUUGGAGGCACCAACAUUCACAACAAUUAAUCGAGGACCUCCAGAACCAAUGCUUCGUUUACGUUGGGAUCAUCGUGUUAAUUUAAUUGGUGAAAAAGUUCUCAAUCCAAUGAUUCAUUGUUGUGACAAAUGUUUAAAACCAAUUCUUAUCUAUGGACGAAUGAUUCCAUGCAAACAUGUUUUUUGUUUAUCCUGCGCUAAAAGAGAGGACAAAGUCUGUCCUCGAUGUUUAGAGAAAGUUUCAAGGGUUGAACAAACUGGACUUGGAACAGUUUUUAUGUGUACACACGGAGGUACUCGAUAUGGAAACGCAGGUUGCAGACGAACGUAUUUAAGUCAAAGGGAUUUACAAGCUCACAUAAAUCAUCGUCAUAUAUCAGCACCACUUCAACCAGUUCAAGGUAUGCAGGUCGAUCAAUCACAAUAUGCGCAUUCAAAAUCCGAAAUGGAAUCUCAAUUAUCAAAAGUCUCGCCAGUGACAUUGCAACAAAAUAAUCGCAUGAAAUCAUCACACAUGGUGCAACCAAUAAUGGGCAAUGAUCCACGUGUAAAUUCAUUAGUGAAUCAACAAUCGGUGGAACAUCGACAACAUCGAACACAAUCAAUGAUGUCAAUGCAAAAUUAUACACAAAAUACAGCACCACCGCCGAAUAAUCCUCCAAUGAGAACUAAUUUAAUAACCGUUCCAAUUCAGGAUACAACUGUAAAUACCCAUGAGUUACAUGCUCAACAAACGCAUCAUUAUUAUAAUCCACCACCGCCGCCACCGCCUGCUCAAGUGAAUUAUGCAAAUUAUAGUGUACCACCGCCAGUAUCACAGACACAACAAUAUUAUUCACAGCCACAACAUCCCCCUGGUCCAUAUGUUCAAUCGACACAACAACAAUAUGCACCGCCAACGGCAACAUCGAUAAGACCAAGUCCAACUGGUUAUAUUCAAGAUCCAUCACAAUAUGGACCACCGCCACAACAACCAUCACAACCACAAUGGACUCAACAUCAACAACAGUUUUACAGAUAAAAAAAGCAGUGUUUUUUUUUUUUUAAAUCGAUUCUUGAGAAGUGCAAUAGGGUGAAUCGAAUGAUAAUCAUCUGAGGGUGGUUGAUGGAAUUGGAAAAAAAACUAGGAUCCAGCGAAAAUCAUCUAGAUAAGGUUGCUUCAUUAUUUUUUAAAGAAACUACAAUUCCGUAACUUUGAAUAUUAUUCAAGAAUUUAUUUAGUAAAAUUAAUGAAUUUUCCAUAAAAAUCAUUAAUUAAAAUUUUCAUUUUUUAUUAGAAAUAAUUUUUUUUUUGACGAAUUUUCAUUUUUCUAAUUAACAUUUGACAGAAUUUCUUUCUAUACAAAUUCUUACAUAAGAAAAUUUUUUGCUACCGAAUUUUUGUUUCACACUAAUUUAAAAAUAUCAAACUAAUACAAGUUUUUAUAUUAAUUAGAUAUUUUUGGUAUCAAUUGAAUACUUUUAAAUUAGUGUGUUUACAAAAUUUUUAUUUUACAGUCAUUUAAUAUAGAUGACUUUUUAUUUACGGUAAUUUUAAUUUAACAGAAUUCUCAUUCAAUCGAAUUUUAUGUAAUUUGAAUUUUUAAAUGACAGAAAUUCUAAUUCACCGAAUUUUUAACACGACAAAUUUUCUUUUGUCUGUAAUUAUAAAUGUUCGAAACAACAAUCAACAACUAUUUAGGCCAUUUGUAAUUUUGGACAAAUUAAAAUUUGGUGAAUUGGAUUUUCUGUCAUUGAAAAAUUCGAAUCAUAUAAAAUUCAAUUGAAUGAGAAUUCUGUUAAAUUAACAUUCUUUGAAAUAAAAAGUCAUGUGAAGAAAAUGACUGUAAAAUAAAAAUUUUGCCAAACAAAAAUUCGAUAGCUGAAAAUUUUGUUAAAUAAAAAUUCGAAUAAAAAGAAAAUCUGUCAAAUUUUAAUUAGAAAAUUGAAAAUUCGUCUAAAAAGUAAUUAUUUCUAAUAAAAUAUUUUAAAAUGAAAAUUCUAAUUAAUGAUUUUUAUUGGAUAAUAAUUCGCCACAAAUAUCUUUUAUUUUAUGAAGAAAAUAAAAUAAAAUAAUUUGAAAUUUUAAUAGGUUUCUUUUUAAAAUAAUAACAAUAAUAAAUUAUUUCUAUAAAAAUUUUGUCAAUUUUUAGGAUAGGAAAGAUAUAUCAAAAAACAGUAAAGUUUCGAAACCGGUACUGCUUUUCUCGUCAGGAUUUAUUAAUCUAUAAAUAUAUUAAAUUAAUUUAUUUUAACUUGAUAAUUUUUAUAAUAAUUUUAUUAAAAUUAUUAUUGGUUAUUGAUCCAUUGGAUUUACUCACAAUUAUGCUAAAAAAAAAUUAUUUUCUUCAAAAAUAAAAGAUAUUUUACUAAAUAAAUUCUUGAAUAAUAUUAAAGUUUACGGGAUUAUACAUUAUAGAUUUUUUUUAAAAAAAUAAUGUAGCAACCUAGUCUAGAUGAUUUUCCCUGGAUCCUAGAUUUUUUUUAAAUUUCAUCAACCAUUCUCAAAUGAUUUUUCAGUAUAUUGAACAAAUAGAAACUUCAAAUUAGCAACUAUCGGGAAUCACAGAUUAUCACCUAUUCAUCUUUUUUCACCUAUUGAAAUUUUUGCCAUCUAUUUCACCUAUUUUGAUAAUUUUUUACACCUCUUUCAUGAUUAGAUUAAAUUUGCAGAUGUAAUAUUUCAAAAGUAAUUGAAUUUACAGUUUUAAAAAACAUUGAUUUAAGCAAAGGAAUAUUGAAAAAUAAUUUUUUAGUUUCCGAACAUUUUUUUUAACCUUCCAAAGGUAUUAAUUCAGAGGAUACAAAAUUAGAUUUUUAUCUGUUUUAUAAAAAAAUAAUAAUUCUAUAAAAAUAAUUUUGAUUGAUUUCAAUUUCAAUUUAUCCAAAAUUCAAUUUGCCCAAAUUUUAAACUAUUAAUGCUUCAAUUAUUGAUUAAAAAUAUGUAAAUUAAGAGUAAAAAUUUGUGAUGUGUCUAUUCUUUGAAUAGACAAAAUGUAGUUAAAAAAUACAUUGAAAAAAAUCACACUUUGAAUAGAUACAAAUUAGUUAUUUUGCACGUUAAUUGGUUUUAAUUAUUAACUUUCUAUCACCUAUUUUCGGUAAAUAAUUCAUCUUUUUUACCUACGAAAAAAUAUACUGUGAUUCCUGUUGCUAUUUAUUUUUGGAAAAAUUUAUACAUUAUUUAAGGACUGAAUAUUCUUUGCAAAAUCCAUUAGUCCUGAUUUUUUUUUUGGUAAAUUUUUAUUAAAACAUUUUCAUAUUACAUUGAAUUCUUAUUCAAUUGAAUUUCUAAUUACUUCAAUUUUUCACACGAAAUUUUUUUCGUGCUGCACUGAAUUUUUAUUUAAAUUCAAUCAAGAAAUUUUAAAAAACUAUUAUUAAUUCAAUUAAAAAAAAAUUCAAUUUAAUUAAAAUUUGUUUUUAAACAAAACAAGUUCCAUAUAGUGAGAAAUUCAUGAAAAAAUUUUCGAAAAAUUCGUCUAAAUAAAAGAAGGAGAAAUUCGGUGUUACAAAUUUCACAAAUAUAAAUUCUAAUGGAAUUUGUAGUGAAUAUUUUCAUUUCAAUUUAGUUAUUAAUAAACAUCAGUUUGUUUAGAAAUUUAUUAAUUCAAUUCCAAUUUUAAUAGUUCUCAAAAAUAAUCAAUUGUAAAUACACACCGUUUUAUUAAGCAAAUUUAUAAUUUUUUUUUAAAUUAUAAUUUUCAUGAUAUAAUUUCAUUAAAUUAUAGAAACUAAAAAUGAAUAAAAGUGUAAAAUAUUUAACGAGUUUAAUCAAAUAACGCUAUAUGGCGUAUUUUUCAAUGUAAAAAAAAAUUGUAAUUUAUCGAAUUUUCGUAGACAAAAUGAUUUUUUUUUUUUAGUGAGAAAAUGACACGAACUGUGCACGAAUUUGGGGUGAAAUUGUGUUUUUUUGAAAAUUGCACUUAUUGUAAAGCUGUUAAAAAAAUGCGACAUAGGUUUAUAUAUAAUAAAUACAAUUUUUUUUAGCAA